GGGGCUAGUUGGCAGCAGGGGUAAGUUGACGAAUUGCGUUUAUCUGCAAAGUCUUUCAUCAAAAAGUGCCAAUAAUUUCAGGAAACCUUCUUAGUUGACCAUUUCAUCUUUCACUGUAGUAUUGUGGGGAUUUGCGCAUGCGCAUAAAAGAUAUUGUGAUUUAUGUGUUUUUUCCACAUUUUUGUAACUUUUACAACUUCUUUAUUUUUUCGAUUUUUAAAAGCAAUUUCAUCAAGUACAAGUAAACUUGAUUGGAGUUAUAUCUUGCAUGGUUCAGUAAAAUCUGUCCAACCAUUAUUUUUUAUUUAUAUACGUUUUUCAGGGAUCGGUAGGGGAGUUUGUGACCAAAUAGCUGUCGGGGUUAGUUGGCAAAAUUUUGGCGGGGCAAGUUGGCCGUAUAUAUCAACUAAACCCGGUUGCGAUUGGACAUAAAUUUUAACUUUUUCUAUAAAUUUUGAUUUAUUUUUUUAAAAAUCGAUUAGAUAGAUCACAUAUAUUACAUGCGAAACUAUAAAAGAAAAACAAAGAGGGCUAUAACUCCUCAAAAUGUUAUAAAAAAUGCUGUUGAUGCUGUUUUAUUAGAAGAAAAAUCUAUACGAAAAACAGCUAAAGACUUAUACAAUAUCCCUGAAAAAAGUUUGUCCCGAUACUGCAAAAAGCAACAACGUCAUAGUCAGCAAAUAUCAGGUUACAUAAAAUCUAGACAGGUCUUUACUGAUUUACAAGAAGGUCUGUUGGAACAAUAUGUGACUAAAGCUUCUGAUAUUUAUUAUGGACUUUCUCCUAAGGAAGUGAGGAAACUAGCUUAUCAGUAUGGAAAAGCGAAUAGCAUAAAAAUGCCUCAUAAUUGGAGUGCAAAUGAAGCAGCUGGAGAAGACUGGUUCAGUGCUUACCUCAAAAGGCACAAAAAACUGUCAAUAAGAAAACCUGAGGCAACAAGUCAAGCACGUGUUUCCAGUUUUAAUCCAACAAAUGUUCAAAAGUUUUACAACAAUUUACAAACUAUUCUUAAUCGUUUAAAGUUGGAAAAUGGAGAUAUUUGGAAUAUGGAUGAAACUGGUAUUACCACAGUUCAAACUCCAGAUCAUAUUGUAGCAAGAAAGGGUUUUAAACAAAUUGGGCGUGUUACUUCGGCUGAGAGAGGCAAUUUAGUAAUUGUGGCAGUUGCUGUUUCUGCCAGUGGAAAUUCAAUUCCUCCAUUUUUCAUAUUUCCUCGUGUGAAAUUUAAAAGCUAUUUUUUAAAUGGUGCUUCUGAUGGAAGUGCAGGCGCUGCAAACCCAUCUGGUUGCUAUUAGACAAUCAUGACUCUCAUCUUUCAGUAGAGGCUUUAGAUUACUUUAAAGAAAAUGGGGUAUCGGUUUGUUCAUUUCCUCCUCAUUGCAGCCAUAAACUUCAACCUCUAGAUCGAAGUGUAUUUGGACCUUUUAAAAAAUACACAAACACAGCUUGCAAUGCGUGGAUGACAAUGCACCCUGGUUCCACAAUGUCUAUUUACAGUUUACCAGGUAUUGUGGGUAACUCAUUUCCAUUAGCAUGUACCCCUAAUAAUAUCAAGGCUGGUUUUGCAAAAACAGGAAUUUACCCACUAAAUGUUAACAUUUUUGGUGAACACAAUUUUAUGCCAGCCUAUACCACAGAUAGACCACCUCCGAAACAAGACUGUGCUGUGGAAAGUACAGUGCUAAAUAUAAGUAAUGUAAUGGAUGUUGACUUUACAAUAUCUGAGAAUGACAUGUUAAAUGCUGGUUGCUCAAAAGAUAUAAAACCACGUCAAGAUAUUUCAUAUUCAAGCAGUAAUGAUGAACACAGUGCAUCUACAGAGUCAACUGUAGUUCUAUCGCCUGAAGAUUUAAGACCAUUCAAAAAAGCUGAACCAAGAAAAAGAGUUAGGGCUAAUAAAAGAAGUAGAACCACAUCAAUUUUAACAGAUUCACCAAAUAUGAAUGUUUUAAAAAUAGAGAAAGAAUCAGCUAAAAAGAAAAAGUUAGCAAUUGAAGAGAGAAAACAAGCAAAAAAGUUAAACGAAGAUAAUAUUAAGAUGAGUAAAAGAUCAAAUAGUAAAGGAAGUUUACACUUAAUGGAGAAAAGUUUGAAUUGUCCAAAUAGCUCUGUUGUAGAGGAGUGUUUUUGUUUGGUUUGUGUUGGAAUGUUUUCUAAAAGUAAAGCAGGGGAAGUUUGGGUUCAAUGCACCCAAUGUCACCUUUGGGCUCACGAGUCAUGUAUAAUCGGAAAAUCUUUGUUUUUCAUUUGCAAUAAUUGCUGCUAGCCGAUUUGAAACUCCAUUAGUUAAAAAUAUUCAUGUAAUAAAACAAUAUAAGUUUUAAUUCUUAUUGUAUAACCAUAAAUUGGGAACACUGUUUUGUUUUGUCACUGUA
Messenger RNA from Hydra vulgaris (swiftwater hydra), 2375 nucleotides. RefSeq lists its product as uncharacterized. NCBI's taxonomy places the organism in Eukaryota, Metazoa, Cnidaria, Hydrozoa, Anthoathecata, Hydridae. The record is from RefSeq and is a predicted model, not a curated record. Gene Ontology annotation, molecular function: DNA binding. Gene Ontology annotation, cellular component: nucleus.